AUGCUUGCUGAAGCUUCUUCUCCCAUCAGUGGGAAUGUUGGCCAGUAUUUAGAGUCUCUUCCUAGACCUGUUUUGGACAGAUUGUUUGCUCAGCCUGCUACUUGUCUAGCCAUUCUUCGUCUUCUUCCUGAUCUGGCAAAGCACACUAUACUAAGACUGCUCUAUACUAGCAUGACAGUUAAGAUAUCAGAUAUUGAAACUUGGGAAACACAUGAAUACAGUGGUCAAUUUUCACAUGCAGUUACUGGACUGGCAAAACUACAUAUUCUGUCAAUAAAAAACGAAGGAUCUCAUAAAUCAGUUCAUAUCAACUCUGUGUUUCAAAAAAGCAUACAUAAUGCACUUGUUGGAAGUGGUAGUCAUACUUCAUUUGGUAUGCCCUGUGAAACGAUAGAUAAGCACCGGCCAAGUAUCGCGUUUUUGGAAACGUAUGCCAAAGAAUGUUGGGAGUCAGUACUGCACUAUCUGGUUGGAACUCCAUCAGAUAAGCGGCCAAAGGCAAUAGUAAAGCUUUUGGAAAAGUCGGGUUUGAUGGCACCCAUAUCUUCAACAAAUGCAGCUCACAAUGGAGAUUUGCGGAUAACAUCAAAAGGAUUUCAGUUUUUAUUACAGGAUGUCAAUGUGCAAAUAUGGGCGUUUUUGCUGCAGUAUUUGGAAAUGGCCGAGCAACUUAACAUGGAGCUUGUUGAAGUAUUAAACUUUUUUUUCCAGCUUGGUAGUUUGGAACUUGGACAGGACUACUCUGUAGAAGUUUUGACUCCAACACAAAAACAUAUGCUGGACGAUCUUAAGCAUUUAGGUCUUAUAUAUCAACGAAAGAAAAAAUCGACUCGAUUUUAUCCAACCCAUUUAGCCACAUCUCUCACGUCCGGAGCCAGUGCUGGUGCAGUAUUGUCUCCACGAUCGCUUGAGGCAGAUUCGGAUGGAUUUAUUAUUAUUGAGACCAAUUACCGUGUCUAUGCAUACACGGACUCGCCAUUACAAAUUGCAGUAUUGAGUUUGUUUAUAGAGAUGCGUGUUCGGUUUGCCAAUAUGGUGAUUGGAAUCAUUACUCGAGAUAGCGUACGAGAGGCUUUGGCCAAGGGUAUAUCUGCUGAGCAGAUUAUUGCAUACCUUACAACCCAUGCACAUCCAGAGAUGAAAAAGGGGUCACCUGUGCUUCCUACAACUAUAGUGGAUCAGGUUCGACUUUGGGAAAUGGAGCGAAAUCGUCUUCGGAUUUCACGCGGACACCUUUACCAGAUGUUUUCUGGUGAGCAAGAGUAUCGUGAGAUUUUAAAGUAUGCAACAGAUCUUGGAUAUGAGCUAUGGCACUCUGAUUCAAAGAGACUUGUAGUUGUAUCAGCAGAAGGACAUGAGCACAUUAAAGUGUUUUUUUCCAAGCAGAGAAAUAAACAGUUGGGUGCUGCGAAAUGA
This is a messenger RNA of Batrachochytrium dendrobatidis JAM81, 1416 nucleotides long. Its product is annotated as TFIIH/NER complex subunit TFB2. The record is from RefSeq and is a predicted model, not a curated record. NCBI's taxonomy places the organism in Eukaryota, Fungi, Chytridiomycota, Chytridiomycetes, Rhizophydiales. Gene Ontology annotation, biological process: nucleotide-excision repair. Bases 1 to 1416 code for a protein of 471 amino acids. The transcript is spliced from 12 exons. Gene Ontology annotation, cellular component: transcription factor TFIIH core complex; transcription factor TFIIH holo complex. Gene Ontology annotation, molecular function: ATPase activator activity; double-stranded DNA binding.